AUGGAAGAACUGUUGCUUUUGGGCAGCUUCGCGUUAGAAUCCCUCCUCGAAGGAGAGUCGUACUUUGUAAAGGACGAAGAUACCGUCAAACUUAUCAAUUUUGGAUUCUUGUCUUUUCAACAAGGUGGCACCAAGCGCAAACCUUGCACGCGCUGUGCAUUUUUACACAAAAGCUUUCAGGAGUUUUUUGCUGGCUUUUUCCUUGCGUUUCAGGUUAUCAGCAAAGAAAGAGACUUUACCUCAGUUAUAGAUGAUAAGAGAUACUUGGAUAAACUGAGACAGGUCCUUUUGUUCAUGAGUGGUAUCAUAGCCUCACGGAGUGAGGAAACUGCAAUGUCGUUCUUUAUUGUUAUUGCUAAAAAAAUCAGCUCUGCCCAAGACAGUAAAUCAUAUAUGAGUUUAGCUUGUGAGAGUUUGUUGGAAUGUUCAAGUGUCCAGGACAGCCUUGAAACUCGCCUAGUUUCUAGUUUAGGUAAGCACUUUGACAUGUCGUCCCUGACUAAGGUGAAUUUUGGCGAAACAGGGAUACACGAUGCUGGUGCUGCUGCGAUCUCUAUGGCCCUCACAGUAAACUCCUCCGUGACUAGUUUGGUUUUAAUUUCUAACAGUAUUGGUAGCGCCGGUGCUUCUUCUCUUUCUCAAGCCCUCACAGCAAACUCCUCCCUGACUAGUUUGAAUUUAGGUGGUAACAGUAUUGGCGACGCCGGUGCUUCUUCUCUUUCUCAAGCCCUCACAGCAAACUCCUCCCUGACUAGUUUGGAUUUAGUUUUAAACAGUAUUGGCGACGCCGGUGCUUCUUCUCUUUCUCAAGCCCUCACAGCAAACUCCUCCCUGACUAGUUUGGAUUUAGGUGGUAACAGUAUUGGCGACGCCGGUGUUUCUUCUCUUUCUCAAGCCCUCACAGCAAACUCAUCUCUGACCAGUUUGGAUUUAGGUGGUAACAGUAUUGGCUACGCCGGUGUUUCUUCUCUUUCUCAAGCCCUCACAGCAAACUCCUCCCUGACUAGUUUGAAUUUAGGUGGUAACAGUAUUAUUGGCCAGGCCGGUGCUUGUUCUCUUUCUCAAGCCCUCACAGCAAACUCCUCCCUGACUAGUUUGGAUUUAGGUGGUAACAUUAUUGGCGACGCCGGUGUCUCUGCUCUUUCUCAAGCCCUCACAGCAAACUCCCCCCUGACUAGUUUGAUUUUAGGUCAUAACAGUAUUGGCGACGCCGGUGCUUCUUCUCUUUUUCAAGCCCUCACAGCAAACUCCUCCCUGUGUAGUUUGGAUUUAAAUUUAAACAGUAUUGGCGACGCCGGUGCUUUUUCUCUUUCUCAAGCCCUCACAGCAAACUCCUCCCUGACUAGUUUGGAUUUAGGUUUAAACAGUAUUGGCGACGCCGGUGCUUUUUCUCUUUCUCAAGCCCUCACAGCAAACUCCUCCCUGACUAGUUUGGAUUUAGGUUUGAACAGUAUUAGCGACGCCGGUGCUUUUUCUCUUUCUCAAGCCCUCACAGCAAACUCCUCCCUGACUGGUUUGGAUUUACGUUAG
Porites lobata is the source of this 1530-nucleotide messenger RNA. The record is from the annotation of a GenBank genome assembly. NCBI's taxonomy places the organism in Eukaryota, Metazoa, Cnidaria, Anthozoa, Scleractinia, Poritidae.